Messenger RNA from Theobroma umbraticum, 1243 nucleotides. RefSeq lists its product as uncharacterized. Lineage: Eukaryota; Viridiplantae; Streptophyta; Magnoliopsida; Malvales; Malvaceae. The record is from RefSeq and is a predicted model, not a curated record.
GUGAAUCGGUGAAGGACAUGGCUUUGAUAGCAACUCAAGCUUUUCUGUGCAACACCCAUGGCGCGUUUCUUCCAGGACCCAGACCUAGACCUUUCGAUUCUGACCGUUCUUCACUCUCUCGUCACCACCUCUAUUACUGCAAACAUCCCGGAAAAACAUGGCCUGCAGUCUCCUUUUCUAUCCCCAUGAACCCAACGCCCCUCCAUUCUACGGCCACCGUAUGCCGCGCGUCUCCCCGCAAGUCCACUGCCGUGAGUCCAGCCUCGGAAGAAUGCGACGGUGAUAGUUUGCGGCGAAUCUUUCAGGUGGCUCUCUGGACCGCUGAGGCUGUUUACAUCUCGUGGCUCUUUUUGCUGCCUUAUGCUCCUGGAGAUCCCGUAUGGGCAAUCAGUUCAGAGACAAUUAACGCUCUCAUUGGCCUUUCUCUCAAUUUCUUCUUCAUCUUGCCUUUGACGAAUGCUGUUGGCAUUCGUCUGAUUGAUGCCCCAGUUCUUCACCCGAUGUCUGAGGGAUUGUUCAACUUUGUUAUUGGGUGGACGCUAAUGUUUGCUCCAUUGUUGUACACGGAUUGUAAGAGAGACAGAUGCAAAGGUUCCCUUGAUGUUCUUUGGGGUCUGCAGAUGUUCCUCACAAACACAUUCUUAAUUCCUUACAUGGCAAUCCGGCUGAAUGAAGCUGAUGCAGACGGCCCUCCUAGCAAGCGCUCUCCGCUAGGCUCUGUGAUGACAAAUGGUGCACCCGUGGUGGGAUUGAUUGGUGGUGCUGUAUGUCUGUUAUCUGCAAUAUGGGCUCUCUUUGGGCGAAUGGAUGGUGAUUUUGGGAGCAUAACAGAUAGAUGGCAGUUCCUGAUAAGUUAUUUGGGAUCAGAAAGGCUGGCAUAUGCCUUCAUUUGGGAUAUAUGCUUUUACAUAAUCUUCCAGCCUUGGUUGAUAGGUGAGAACCUACAAAAUGUUCAGAGAAGCAGGGUACCUCUAGUAAAUUACCUUAAAUUUAUCCCUGUGGUUGGCUUAGUUGCCUAUCUUCUCUUUUUGGAGCUGGAGGAGGAAAAAUAGUUUGAUGCUAUAUACUACAGCGAUUUCUGACGGAUCCGAGUCUAGAAAAGCCUUAUGAAUGUUGAUGUAUGAAGAGGAGAAGUUUGUAGCUAUCCUUUCUGUAAAAGGGAGCAAAUGAAAACUGUCCCAAUUUUUUUCCAUGGUGAGAAUUCUUGAACAGAGAUAUGUAAUUGAGAAUGAAGUUCUGAUAA